Molecule: messenger RNA, 1950 nt
Organism: Sceloporus undulatus (fence lizard)
Lineage: Eukaryota; Metazoa; Chordata; Lepidosauria; Squamata; Phrynosomatidae
Gene: TRMT5
Product: tRNA methyltransferase 5
Exons: 5
Coding region: 1-1704 (567 amino acids)
Biological process (GO): tRNA N1-guanine methylation; mitochondrial tRNA methylation
Cellular component (GO): mitochondrial matrix; cytoplasm
Source: RefSeq, a predicted model, not a curated record
AUGGCGCUCCUCCCGAGAAAGAAGGAGGGAGGGCGGCAGGGAGGAGUACGCGAGGGCGGUGCUUCGGGGCCUAGCGGGGCCGCCCUAAAGGCGGGGAGAAGUCCUCUUCCUCCUCCUCCUCCCUUUCCUCUCCCGGCGAGGGCUGAUGAUGAAGGGAAGGCCUGCCCUCUUCUCUCUGGAGCCACCGAGGAGGCCGGCAUGAGGAUUUUCAAGCCAUUAAAUGGCUUAUUUGCUGGACUCCUAAAAACGAAAUAUUUUGGAACCACAGCAUCAAAUACAUCAUUUCCAGUAACCUGGAAGCUUUGGGACCAGUCUCUUCAUCCAUUGUCUGGACAUCUUGCAGUAUCGCAGAGAAAAAGUAUUUUCACAAUGCCGGAGAUGCUUGACAAGACUGACCUGGAACUGAACUUCCCGCAUCCCAGGGUACGUGGAAUGACAGAACUUAACAGAGAUGCUUUCAAAAGGGAAGUUGUUGUCCCAGCUCUUAAGGUUAACAAAGACAUCAUAAACAAAGUGGUGAAGCUGCUUAAGGAGGUGCUGAUCAAGCGGCCUGGUCUCAAGAGAGUCAUAGAAGAUCCAGAAGAUGAAGGCAGAAGGUUCAUUUUGUUAGAUCCUCAUAAAGUACCUGCUGAUGGUUCCCUGGGUGAAUCUGAGCAACAGAUCUUGAAGAACUUUAAUGUCAACCCUGAGAUAAUCAAGUACAACCUGGAAUUGACCUAUGACCAUUUCAAGGCGGAGGAAAUCCUGCAAGCAGUACUUCCUGAAGGUCAGGAAGUGACCACUGCAUUUAGCAGAGUGGGCCACAUCGCUCACUUGAAUCUGAGAGACCAUCAGCUGCCUUACAAACAUUUAAUUGGCCAAGUUAUUAUUGACAAGAAUCACGGUAUCACCUGUGCUGUAAAUAAAACCAAUACCAUUGAGAGUGCUUAUCGAAACUUUCAAAUGGAGGUGCUAGCUGGAGAUGAGGCCAACAUGAUAACAAAGGUUAAAGAACACUACCUCUCCUAUGAAUUUGAUUUUUCAAAAGUCUACUGGAAUCCCCGCCUCUCUACUGAACACACACGCAUCAUCAGUCUCUUGAAGCCGGGCGACUUUCUCUUUGAUGUCUUUGCUGGUGUGGGACCAUUUGCAAUCCCUGCAGCGAAGAAGAGCUGCAUUGUGUUUGCAAAUGACCUUAACCCUGAGUCCUACAAGUGGUUGCAGCACAACUGUAAAUUGAACAAAGUGGACAAAAAAGUCCAAGUCUUCAACAUGGACGGCAGAGACUUCUUGAAGGGGCCAGUGAAGGAAGAGCUGGCCAGGCAACUCUCUCUGAAAGAGCGCAAGAGCUCCCUGCAUAUUGUCAUGAACUUGCCAGCCAUGGCCAUUGACUUCCUGGAUGUCUUCCAGCACCUCUUGAAUGGGGAGCCCAGCAGCACUGAGCUUCCCACAGUGCAUUGCCAUUGCUUUUCUAAGCAUGAUAAUCCGGCACAGGACGUUCAGGAAAGAGCUGAAACUUGCUUGGGAACUUCCUUAGAGGGCCUAUGUUCUGUGGAACUGGUGAGGAACGUGGCCCCCAACAAAGAUAUGAUGUGCAUUAGCUUCCGUCUCCCUGCUGAGGUGUUAUACAAACCACCAUCAUCUCUGGCAGGUGCGGAUAAUUCCCAGGAACCAGAAUCGAAACGUCUGCGCUUAACUGAAGAAAAAGUGAAUCCAGUGGCAUAGGAGGCUCUGUGCAGAUGGCUAAACAGAAUGUUAACGUCAUCAUUCAAGGUGGGGAAAUAGGGUUCGAUUUGCUCAUCUGAACUUGUAACAGCAACCUCUGGAAAAUGGAAUUCCAGCUGCUAAGACCAGAUGCUGAUUUUAUAUUGAUCAUUUUUUGGUUCUUCUUAAUUCCAUUUUGGUUCUCUUUAAUUCCAUGAAAGUUGGACGUUGUAUUUAAAAACUAUUAAAAUUUUAUUUUUUCCAUCA